ACCAAAACCAUUAAUUGUAUUAAUUUUUGCAAAUAUAUUUAUUUUAAUUGAACACAAAGAUAAUCAAUCUGCCAUAGAAAUGUAUGAAUAUUUACUGUUGAGAGGCUGAAAUUCAGAGGAUUUGAGAAAUUUUACAUCUCUUAAUGAUUAUUUGAGAAUAAAAAUAGAUUAAUUUGAUAAUUGAUUAGUUGUCUAGCCAGCACGGUGACCGACUGGUUAGCACAUCCGCCUCACAGUUCUGGGGAGCGGAGUUCAAAUCCUGGCCCCGCCUGUGUGGAGUUUGCAUGUUCUCCCCGUACCUGGGUGGGUUUUCUCCGGGCACUCCGAUUUCCUCCCACAUCCCAAAAUCAGGUGUGGUAGGUUGAUUGAAGAAUCUAAAAUUGCCCGUAGGUGUGAAUGUGAGUGCGAAGGGUUGUUUGUUUCUAUGUGCCCUGCGAUUGGCUGGCAACUAGUUCAGGGUGUACCCCGCCUCCUGUCCGAAGAUAGCUGGGAUAGACUUCAUCGGCCCGCGACCAUCAUGCUCUGACUAAUCUCUAAUUUACAACCAGAGAGUUUUCUGAUUAACGUGGCAUCUGUUCAGUGAACUGCUCAGUCUUGAGCUACUAAGAGCACCAAAGCGCCGGUGCUCCCCAGCAAGCUGAGCCGUCACCAUGGAAACCCAAACAGACGUUAUUCCUAUCUGGCAGAACAAGCCUCAUGGAUCCACUCGCAGUGUGGUUAGGAGAAUAGGCUCCACCCUUCCACUCAAACCCCCACAAAGGGCGUGUUUCCAGGAAUUACCAGGCAUGCCUGCUCUUCGCCCUCGGGACGGCCCCAUGGUUCCCACCUUGGCAGAUAUUGCCUGGAUUGUUGCAGAUGAAGAGGAGACGUAUGCCAGAGUGCGGAGUGACAGUCGCCCUCUGAAACACGAGUGGAGGCCCACGCCGCUCCUGGUACUACACAGGAACUCGUCGGUGCCCAACUUCCGACGUGAGGGCAAGCGGGUGGAGGGCCUGAAGAAGCCCGGGCUAACUGCGCUCAACCGCACCACCGCUCUGCAGGAUGAGCUGGGCAGACUUAGAGCACAGAUUGCAAAGAUUGUUGCCGGCGAUACUGGCUCCAACCCCUUGACUCCUGACCUGCUCUCCCCCGACGACACCACGAUGAGCUUUUCCAUGGCGGCCUUUGAGACCGCCCCCUACCAGCCGGCGGCCGCGGCAGCCGCCUCUUUCGUCAUUAGCGACGUCACCGAGGAGGACGAAGAGGAGGAGGAAGAUGACGACGACAAGGACAUGGUGUCCGUGGUCUCAGAGUUGGUCCCUGACCCCCUGCCGACAGUUUCCAUGACGGCAUCGGCCACCUUCGACCUGGACAGGCCCAGCAUGGACUACCGCGAGGCAGAGGAGGACACGGUGUCGCUGUCCAAGUCCACCAGCUUUGCCGACGUUAUGGAUAUACUGAAGGACAUGAACCGCAUGAAGAUGAGCAAAGACAGGUAUAACAGAGGCUGUACGUCCUUGAGAGAAGAGGACUCGGCCUCUCUGAUCUCCGAAGCUCUGAGGAAAAAGUUUGUCCUGAAGGAAGAAGACAGCGUUGCCGUGAUGCGGAAGUAGCUCAUCCUCGCUUGCCGGUCCUGCUACUCCAUGCCUUUUCCCAUGAACUGUCAUGCAACCUUGCUCCUCAGACCUUAAUGCAGUAGCUGCCUGCUGCCAGUUGGUAAACAAAUCUGUAUCACAUAGUCUAUUUCUCGCGCCAGUUUUCAGAACAAUGGCUCAACAGACUGUUUCAAGUGACCAGUGGCAACUUUUAGGAGCACUUUUUACCCAUCCAGCAUUGAGAAGGAGGGUUUUAAAUUGGAAAUGUAUCCAGUUCUGUAUUAUACUUGAAAAUGUUUGCGAGUAUACACACAAAUUCUCUUUUGUCGUCAGAUGGUUUGAAACAUGAGAGACGCUAUCAUCAGGUUUAAAAUAAGUGUGUACAUUUAGCCUAUAUUCUCUAAAGCAGGGGUGGGGAACCUGUGAGCCACAUAGAACCCCCCUAGACUGAGCGGUUCUCCAACGGUCCAAUUUGUGAGCUGCAUCCAGCAAUUUGCAAUCAAUUAUGUUGUAUAAUUUUUUUUAAAUGUCCUCACCUACAUCAGUUCCAUAUGCCCCAAUAAAACAAACUACUUCUCCCUUCCUAGAGAUUUCAAUGUUAAGUGGUGCUAAAGCCAAACUGGCAACAUUAGGAAACUAUAAAAAGAGUGAAACAUAAAAAAAAAAGAUCAUCCAAGGUUUUUGUAUGGUUAAAUUUUAAAUGAAGUUAGGAUUAUGAGGGGGGUCCUUGGAAAUAUUUCUCCCGACACCAAAAAGGUUGAGAAGCCAUGCUUGAAAUUUCACGAACCCAGAAAGGCUGAGAACCCCUGCUGAGAACACCUGUGCUUGAAAAUGUGAUGAUUCAAAACAAAUCUCACAGGACCUGAUAUAUUAAAAUAUCCCAAAUACAUGAUAAUUGCAUCAUUCUUUCAUACAUGUAUUAAACUGAAUUGGCCCCUGAUAGGAAAGUGUGUGAGAUGCUUUGUAUGAUCCAAGCUUGUGCCAGCCUUGUGAAGUAGACUGGGAAUUCCUGAUUAAGCAAAGGCAAUUGAGCUUUGUGUGUGUUUUACAUUACUUUGUACAGGAACCCUUGAGUUGUGACUAUGAAUAUUACUGGUGACGCCUUACCGCAUGUCUAUUGCCCACUCAGAUGGCUGAUUUUAUUCACCCCCACCCCCGAUUGUGCCACAUCUUUGUUUUAUCAGCCCAUCCCUUAUUGCUUAACAUUUUGUGUUAUUUGUUAAAAUCUAUUUAGCAUGUUGUUUUUCACACCAAGUUGUGUAGGAAUAACCCCCUCACAAAAAGCUUGCUUUUUGUGUUUGUGAGGGUUUUUUUUACUUCAUCAUGCAUCUUUUUUUUUUGUUAAGUUUCUCACUUUUAAAAGAUGAUUAUUAUUGUUAAAAUUGUCAUUUCACAGCAUCCUGACAGGUUAGCAUUUACCUGUUUCUCACCAUUGAAACUCUUCGUUGGGUUGAACACACCACUUCCACAUUGUACCACGUUGAUUUUAUUUUUUUUUGUCAUGUAUGGAUUUGUAAAUAAAGAUGGACAGAUGUUUUGAAACUUCGUUUAGUCUUUGAUUAACUGCAUCAAUGUAAUGGUGCAUCACUUACCAGUAGUGUGUGUCAUUUACAGUGUUCACUUACCAGUUUGUUUAUUUUUUGUAAUGUAUUUUUAGUAAGACAAAAUGGCCGUGUACAGAAUUGUACUUUAUAAAACUAGACAGUAAAAACAAAUACAAUGUAAAAAAUUAAA
This is a messenger RNA of Phyllopteryx taeniolatus (common seadragon), 3308 nucleotides long. It is a transcript of the gene mtfr1l, whose product is annotated as mitochondrial fission regulator 1-like. NCBI's taxonomy places the organism in Eukaryota, Metazoa, Chordata, Actinopteri, Syngnathiformes, Syngnathidae. The transcript is spliced from 8 exons. The record is from RefSeq and is a predicted model, not a curated record. Gene Ontology annotation, biological process: mitochondrial fission; aerobic respiration. Bases 651 to 1592 code for a protein of 313 amino acids. Gene Ontology annotation, cellular component: mitochondrion.